Messenger RNA from Caenorhabditis angaria, 3587 nucleotides. NCBI's taxonomy places the organism in Eukaryota, Metazoa, Nematoda, Chromadorea, Rhabditida, Rhabditidae. The record is from the annotation of a GenBank genome assembly.
AUGAUUAGAGCUUCACAGUGAGUUUAAAAAAGAAAAUAUGAAAUUUUUUAAACUGGGACCAAAAAAUGUUGGUUCCCCUCAUCAUGAUUUUUUUAUAAAUGAUCCCCUUGUGAUUUCAUAUUUUGUGUUUUCUCACGGAAAAAAGCUCAAAAAACUUCUCUCGACUUAAUAUUCAGUUUUUUCUAUCUACUUUUCAUAAAUCUAUAUAUUUUUAAAAGUCUACUAUGUUUAAUUCUUGCCAAAAAUCACAUUUCAAUCCUCACGGUGGAUUUCUAGGUAGAAGGCAGGUGAAAAAAGAAAAAAAAGUAUAUGAAAAAAAAAAAAAUUCUAUACAUAUAUAUUAUUCUAUACACACUUAUCAAUAUAUUGUUAUUCUAUUUUUUUUUUUUCAUUUUUUGCAGUAAUCAAAUUGCCAUGGUGAUUCCGAGCACGCGGAAAGGACACGGACCCGGAUCACGUGAAAAUAAUUUUGGAAAUUCAAAUCAUCAUAAUGAUAAUGAAAUUGUGCAUCGGUAUAAUAAUGGAAGACGUUCGGAAAUUGAAGAGCCUAAGCCUGAUUUAGUUUCUGGUGAGUUUUUUUCAAGUGUUUCUGUGAGAAGUUUUUGGAGUCAGUUGAACUUUUUAUGCUCUCUUGUGACGAGGACACAAAUUCUGAACUUUCAUUAUUUUCUGGUAGGAUUUCUAUUCACUGGGGGUUAAUUAAAAUUGAAAUUUUAUAUUUUUAUUUGUACAGUAACACUAGUUUUUUUGAAAACCCACACAUGUUUGUGAUAACUGUUAAAAUUAGUUCGCCUUGAUUUAUUAUUGACAAGACACUAAUUGGCAAGACACAAAUGUCAUUAUAUCAUAGGAUUUUUUCAGCUUAUUGUAAUCAUGAAGGAUUAAUUUGAUAGACUUAAUCUUUGUUAGUCACUAUUCUAUAUUUUUUGUAAAAGAUCUAUUAGGAAAAUGAUAAAAAUGUUCAGUUUGUCGAAUUUCAAUUUCGCUUUGAUCAAGACACAUUCUGAUUUUUAAAUAGUCUCGGUUUGAUGUUUUUUAGCACAUUCCAUUUAUUUAAGGUUAAAUAAGUUGCAAAGUGUUCGUUUAUUCAGUUUUAUACAUAUAUUUUUUGUUGAAGAUCCAAAGGGAAUUUUUAUUUUGAUGUGAACUCCAAAAUCUGAAAAGUUCAAAGUUUUUUGUGCAUCAUUUUUUUCAUAUAAAAAGCAGCAUAAUACAUAUGACAGAAACAAAAAUAAGAAAUCAAAGAACUGUAGUUCAUGAAAUUGAAACAAACAUUCUCAGGAGCUGGAGAUACAGUGUUAAAAUUUAAUGUUGGUGGCACAUCCUUCCGUCUGAGGAUUUCAAGCAUUUUUGCACGAUCUGGUGAAGAAAAGUUAUCCACAUUCGCACAAAUGAGCCAUGAGCAACGAAUUCUUCAAUGUGAUGCUUAUUUGAUGGUAAUCUGAAAAUAAUUGAAGAAGUUUUUUUUCAAACUAAAGUUCAAUUUUCAGCCACAAGAAGAAUAUUACUUCGAGCGGUCCUCAAUUUUAUUCGAUUCAAUAUUCAAAUAUUACGUUUCUGGACAAUUGCAUCGCCCAUUAGAUGUUUGUCCGCAAGAGUUUUCUUGCGAAUUGUCAUACUGGAAAAUAAAUGACUGUGUUAUGUCAAAUUGUUGUUGGCGUGGAUACAAUAUGUGAGUUAAUCUCAAGUAUUUUUAUUAUGAAACUUUAAAGAUUUUUUUUCAAAGUGUUAUUGAGUUUUUGAUUCUGUGCUUAAACAGUUCUUAGAACUCUAAUAACUUUUUGAGCCAAAAACUGAAUCCAUAUUCAAAUAAUUCCCUUCUCAAAAUCUAUAUUAUUUUUCCUAAUUGGACGGGUUCAGAGAGAGAUCAAUAAAUGAGACAAACACCGAACAAGUGUAAGUUAUAAGCUUUUUUUGACAUGAAUUUACAAAUGAUUCAAGAUAUUUCCCCUUACCUUUUGAAAAAAUAUAUGUAAAUUUAUUCAUUUUUGCACCUUUAGAAUGUCACAUUUUAUUUUUAUUUAUUUGAUAUUUUUUAAAUGGAAGAAAUCAGAAGUUAAUAGUGAAUUUUUAGGAGUGCCUCAUUGGAAGAAUUGGUGGCACCAAAAGAGAAGAAAAUCGAACUACAUGACAGAAGCCUGCGGAGCAGAAUUCAUCAAUUUUGCGAGGGUGAUGGCUCACUUUUCUCCACAUUAUUCACAUUUGGCAGUAUUUCAUUUGUGUUAAUCAGUGUUAUUGGUCUAGUUUUGGGUUCGAUUCAUGAACUUCAAGUUCCAAUUCGUAAAACUGGCGGAAAAGCUGAACGAAUUUUGGAUAAUAUAACGCUAUGUAGGUUUUUCAAAUUUUCUGAUCACAGUUGUGUUUUUUUUUUUCACAUUGAUUCCGAGUGACAUUAACGCUUACAGCUGACGAAUACGACUCUGCUUCAGGUGGUUUUCUAUUCUAUACUUCUAUUUUGUCACAUUUAUAUACAUAUUUUUUUCAUUUUCAUUUUUCACAGAGUGCUUUUUUAGUUUGAUUUUUGUGUGAAAACCCCAAGAUUUAACAAAUUUUCAAUAACCACUUCUCAGCUUGGUGUGAUUUUCACAAGUGAUUGUUAUUUUAUUGGAAAAUGUGAUGUUCUAGCAAAUAAUGCUUACGUUAGAGAUUAAUUUUUAUUGGAGAGAUGAGGUUUUUCAAAUUGGAAAUGACGAUUUUUCAGUGAAUGGCACAGAUGUUAUUUGGGAACCACACCCAGUGUUUUCAUAUGUCGAGACAACUUGCAUUAUCUGGUUUACUGUUGAAUUUAUUGUCAGAUUGACAGUUACUCCAAGCAGGUAUCUAAAAAACACAUUAAAGCCUGAUAUAAUUGUUUUUUCAGAGUUCAAUUCCUCACCGGAAUCAUGAACAUUGUUGAUAUGAUUGCCAUCAUUCCAUUUUAUUUGGAAGUCGGAUUGGCACUUUUUGGAAUUGAUGUUGCCAGUUUGAGUGACAUUAAAGGAGCAUUGCUCGUUGUUCGAGUACUUCGAGUUUUGAGAGUUGUGCGAAUUUUGAAACUUGGACGGUAAGAUUGGUUUUUGUUAAAACUUAUAUUCCUCAAGACCCUGAUUAUUUAUUCAGCUACUCCUCUGGAAUGCGAACAUUUGCAUUAACUCUAAAAAGUUCUGCUCGCCAACUUGGAAUGAUGGGAAUGGUUUUAUCAACUGGUGUUGUAUUUUUCUCAACACUUUUAUAUUUUGUUGAAAAGGAUGAAAAAGAUACACCAUUCACCUCAAUUCCAGCAGCUUUUUGGUGGGCAAUUGUCACUAUGACAACAGUUGGAUAUGGUGAUUAUGUUCCAGUAACAGUUCGUAAGUAUUUUAAUUCUUUUUCUAAAAUUUCACACCAAGUUCUAAUGAUAUCUGAAAACCUUUCCAGCCGGAAAAUUGAUUGCAAGUGGUGCAAUUAUCAGUGGAGUCCUUGUCUUGGCUCUUCCUAUCACAAUUAUUGUUGAUAAUUUCAUGAAAGUUUCUGGAAAGUGAGUUGUUUUCUGAAAUUAUUUUUAGAAGGUAUCUAGAUGAAUUUGAUCUACCCUGAUUUUUCUUUUCAGUAUUGAUACACAGGAAUGA